Molecule: messenger RNA, 1450 nt
Organism: Dendroctonus ponderosae (mountain pine beetle)
Lineage: Eukaryota; Metazoa; Arthropoda; Insecta; Coleoptera; Curculionidae
Gene: TfIIB
Product: transcription initiation factor IIB
Exons: 1
Coding region: 286-1233 (315 amino acids)
Biological process (GO): transcription preinitiation complex assembly; transcription initiation at RNA polymerase II promoter
Cellular component (GO): nucleus; transcription preinitiation complex
Molecular function (GO): TBP-class protein binding; RNA polymerase II general transcription initiation factor activity
Source: RefSeq, a predicted model, not a curated record
CUGUGGCCGUGUGUCAGUAAGUUGACAAUACGAAACUAGUCGUUUUCAGCGGAUAGUUAUUUGCUAUUCUUGCCCAAUAAAACUAUAAAAAAUAAGUUACAUUAAUUGCAACACGAUAAGCAUCUAAUUUCAGUCUUUUAGGUGUUGCAAUAUAGAAAUUGGGCAAUUUUGAGUUGAAGUUUGCCCAAAAUUUCACGUGAAGUGUCCACCCUGAUGGUUCCGAGCUGUUUAGUGAAACCACAGCUCUUCAAUUAAGCCCAGCCAAAUUGUCGUCCUCCUAUUACAAUGGCAAGCACCUCCAGAUAUGACGCAAAUAAGGUGUGUUGUUCCUCUCAUCCCGAGGCCCCCCUUAUCGAAGAUUACAGGGCUGGAGAUCAGAUAUGCUCAGAAUGUGGUUUGGUGGUUGGCGAUCGAGUAAUCGACGUGGGAUCAGAAUGGAGAACAUUCAGCAAUGAGAAAAGUGGAGUUGAUCCGUCCCGUGUUGGUGGACCAGAAAAUCCGCUAUUAGGAGGCUCAGAUUUGACGACAAUGAUUGGGCCUGGACGGGGCGAUGCCAGUUAUGAUACUUUCGGAGUGGCACGCUAUCAGAAUCGUCGGACAAUGAACAGCUCUGACCGAGCCCUGAUCAACGCAUUUAAAGAAAUCAAUGCAAUGGCUGACCGCAUUAAUUUACCUAGAACGAUCGUAGACCGAGCGAACAACUUGUUCAAACAAGUCCACGAUGGCAGAAACUUAAAAGGGCGUUCAAACGAUGCAAUUGCAUCUGCUUGUUUAUACAUAGCUUGUCGGCAAGAGGGAGUGCCCCGGACAUUCAAGGAAAUUUGUGCAGUCAGCAAGAUCAGUAAACGAGAGAUUGGACGAUGCUUCAAGCUGAUCUUAAAGGCUCUGGAAACAUCAGUGGAUCUAAUAACCACUGGCGACUUUAUGUCUCGAUUCUGUUCGAAUCUAGGACUACCCAACAUGGUCCAAAGAGCGGCCACACACAUAGCGCGGAAAGCUGUGGAACUUGAUAUAGUACCAGGUCGUUCUCCAAUUUCAGUUGCAGCUGCUGCCAUUUACAUGGCCUCCCAAGCUUCAGAGGACAAACGGAGCCAGAAGGAAAUUGGAGAUAUCGCUGGCGUUGCUGAUGUUACCAUCAGACAAUCGUACAAAUUAAUGUACCCGCAUGCAGCCAGUCUAUUCCCGCCUGACUUCAAGUUUGCUACUCCCAUCGACCAGCUGCCACAAAUGUAGAAUUGAGAAUUGUUUUUAAUUAAAGUACCUUUGACCAAUUAUAAUUAGGGCAUAAACAUAUUAACAUUUAGAAUGGGUUUAAUUAUAUUUGUAAAUUAGGUAAAUAGUUGGGACAAGGUCCCUAAUAGUGUAACUACCUGCUAAGUUUGAACUUGACCAGCAGGCUCUUUCUUGUAUUGAAUUUGAUUUAAUUAAAUAAAUUGAACCUCAACUGUUA